AUGAAGCAAGUCUCUAACAUUUUCAUUUUCUUUUGCCUCGUAUCUCUCAUAUCCCAUAUAACAAUCUCAAGUAUUAGCGUGGUGGAGGGUGGAAAUACGUUGCAAGACGAGGAGGCCAUCUCGCAUGUGAUAGACCAAAAGGCUUCUGUACAUGAUGUUGAGCAUCCACAAAAAGCUCCAUGCGCUGAUUGCACUUGGCCAUGUGAUCCUGUUGUAGUUGGAGAAGGCUGUAUUUGCCGUUGUUAA
Eutrema salsugineum is the source of this 246-nucleotide messenger RNA. RefSeq lists its product as uncharacterized. Lineage: Eukaryota; Viridiplantae; Streptophyta; Magnoliopsida; Brassicales; Brassicaceae. The record is from RefSeq and is a predicted model, not a curated record. The coding region runs from base 1 to 246 and encodes 81 amino acids. The transcript has 2 exons.